Molecule: messenger RNA, 1069 nt
Organism: Fukomys damarensis (Damara mole-rat)
Lineage: Eukaryota; Metazoa; Chordata; Mammalia; Rodentia; Bathyergidae
Gene: Gpr174
Product: G protein-coupled receptor 174
Exons: 1
Coding region: 1-1002 (333 amino acids)
Biological process (GO): phospholipase C-activating G protein-coupled receptor signaling pathway; positive regulation of Rho protein signal transduction
Cellular component (GO): membrane
Molecular function (GO): G protein-coupled receptor activity
Source: RefSeq, a predicted model, not a curated record
AUGCUUGCUAAUGACACAUGUAACAGGACAGAUGGAGAAAACCCAGAUUUUCGGUACUUCAUCUAUGCAGUGACAUACACUGUCAUUCUUGUGCCUGGUCUCAUAGGGAACAUAUUAGCUUUAUGGGUAUUUUAUGGUUAUAUGAAAGAAACCAAACGUGCUUUGAUAUUUAUGAUAAACUUAGCCAUUGCUGACUUAUUACAAGUUAUCUCCUUGCCCCUGAGGAUCUUUUACUAUUUGAAUCAUGACUGGCCAUUUGGGACUGGCCUCUGUAUGUUCUGUUUCUACCUAAAAUAUGUCAACAUGUAUGCAAGCAUUUACUUCUUGGUCUGCAUUAGCGUACGGCGAUUUUGGUUUCUCAUGUACCCCUUUCGCUUCAAUGACUGCAAACAGAAAUAUGAUUUGUACAUCAGUAUCACUGGCUGGCUGAUCAUCUGCCUUGCCUGUCUACUCUUCCCCCUUUUCAGAACCAGUGAUAACACACCAGGCAAUAAAACCAAAUGCUUUGUGGAUCUUCCUACCAGGAAUGUCAAUUUGACCCAGUCUGUUGCCAUGAUAACUGUUGGCGAGUUGAUUGGAUUUGUUACUCCUCUUCUGAUUGUCCUAUAUUGUACCUGGAAGACAGUUUUAUCACUGCAAGAUAAACAUCCUGUUGCUCAAGACCUUGGAGAGAAAAAGAAAGCCUUGAAGAUGAUUCUAACUUGUGCAGGAGUAUUCCUAAUUUGCUUUGCACCUUAUCACUUCAGUUUUCCUUUAGAUUUCCUGGUCAAGUCCAAUGAAAUUAAAAGCUGUAUAGCCAGGAGAGUGAUUCUAAUAUUUCAUUCUGUAGCACUGUGUCUUGCUAGUCUGAAUUCCUGCCUUGACCCAAUCAUAUACUAUUUUACCACUAGUGAGUUCAGAAGACGUCUUUCGAGACAAGAUUUGAAUGAUAGCAUCCAACUACAUACAAAAUCAUUUUUAAGCAAUAAUACCACUUCUACUAUGGCAACUGAAUUAUGCUAAGGAGCAACAACAACAAACCCUAAAUGAGGGUAAAAGUAUGUCAGGACACAUUUACAACACCUCAACC